AUUCUGAGCCUUGUACUGCAUUAGUAGUAAGGAAGAGUAUUAAUGGAUCCAUCUAUGGCCAUUGCUCUUGGCUUACUGCUCUGUAUCUCAUGUCUGCUUCUCAUUUUACCAUGGAAAAAGGGCUUUGGAAGAGGAAAGCUUCCACCUGGUCCUGUUUCUCUUCCCAUUAUUGGCAAUAUACUGCAGCUGGACAUAAAGAAUAUCCCAGAAUCUCUUUGCAUGCUAGCUAAAGAAUAUGGCCCCGUGUUCACUCUGCAAUUGGGUGUUGAGCGUGUUGUCGUGUUACAUGGGUACAAGGCAGUGAAAGAAGCACUGAUUGAUCAAGGGGACACAUUUGCUGACAGAGGACCUAUGCCAGUUUUUGAAUUCGCUAACAAUGGAUUAGGACUUACUGUACUCAAUGGAGAGAGAUGGAAGCAAAUGCGUCACUUCUGUCUCAUGACCCUGAGGAAUUUGGGGAUGGGGAAGAGGAGCAUUGAAGAGCGAGUCCAAGAAGAGGCGAAGUACCUUGUGGAGGAGUUAAAAAGAACAAAAGGAUUACCAUGUGACCCCACAUUCAUCCUUGGGUGUGCUCCUUGCAAUGUCAUCUGUUCUAUUAUUUUCCAAAAACAUUUUGGAUAUAAAGACCAGAAAUUUUCAUAUUUGAUGAACAUUUUAGAAGAAAAUGUCAAGAUUUUAAGUUCCCCAUGGAGUCAGGUCUACAAUUCUUUUCCAUCUUUAGUACAUUAUCUCCCUGGAUCUCAUCACAAAUUAUUUAAAAAUUUCCAUUCACUACAUGAAUUUAUUUUGGAAGAGGUGAAGGAACACCAAAGGACACUGAACCCCAGUGAUCCUCGGGACUUCAUUGACUAUUUCCUGGCAAAAAUGGAGCAGGAAAACCAACAACCACAGUGUGAUUUUACCAUUGAAAACUUGGUCAGUACUGCAGCUGGUCUAUUUAUGGCAGGAACAGAGUCAACAAGCAUCACCCUGAGAUAUGGACUCCUGAUUCUCCUGAAACACCCUGAGAUAACAGGAAAAAUUCAUGAAGAAAUUGAUCAUGUGAUUGGCCGAAACCGAAGUCCCUGCAUGGAGGACAGAAACAAGAUGCCUUAUACCAAUGCUGUGAUAUACGAGAUACAGCGAUACCUUGACCUUACUCCCACCAGCCUGCCCCAUGCAGUAUCAGAAGAUGUUCAAUUUAGACAAUAUCUUAUCCCCAAGGGUACCAUCAUAAUACCAGUACUGUCUUCUGUUCUGUAUGAUGAGGAAGAGUUCCCCAAUCCAAAGCAGUUUGACCCAGGUCACUUCCUGGAUGAAAGUGGCAAGUUUAAGAAGAGUGACUAUUUCAUGCCCUUUUCAGCAGGAAAACGGAUAUGUCUUGGUGAGAGCCUGGCUCGGAUGGAAUUAUUUCUGUUUUUUACUACCAUCUUACAGAAUUUUACCUUGAAAUCUCCCAUUGACCCAGAAGAUAUUGACACCUCUGCAGUUGCCAGUGGACUUAGCAAAGUACCCCCCUCCUAUGAGCUUUGCUUUCUACCAUUCUAAAACAUGUGAAGGGCUCUGCCUGAUUCCAACUCUACUAGAGUCUCUUCAUAUGCUAUGAACAAUGUGUAUUCAUUCCAUUGCCUAGGAAUGAAAGCCCUCUAUGAUUUCAGCCCAAUAUGCCCUUCUAACUUAAUCUAAUACUCCCUUUGACUUUUGCCAAAAUCAUGACUUAAUUUUCCCCAACAUUCCCCAGAAAUUCACUAUUCCUGGAAUAUUUCUUCUCUUCUCUUCUCUUCAACUCCACCGAUUGUAAUCCUAUCCACCUUUCAAAUCAUAAUUAGGUGCCACUUCCUUGUGACCUCUUUAGUACUUGCCAUCUGCACUACACAAUUUAACACUGAAUUAUAUACCCAUCUUAUGCUGUGCAUUCUUUCAGACAUGUUAGUUGAUCUUGUCUUGUGCUCCUCACUAGAUCUUAAGCUUUUUAUUAGUAGGGCCUUUCUCCUAUACUAGUGUACAGUUAUCUACCACCAGUGGAUUAGAAGCCUUUUUCUUCUCUUUAAAUGUUUCAGGUCAUACAUUUAAACACAUACACAUACCCUACUCUGAUGGCAGCUUAAAAGUUCACAAUAUGAUGGCAGGAGAUAGUACUUUGGGCAGAGUGUAG
Trichosurus vulpecula (common brushtail) is the source of this 2134-nucleotide messenger RNA. RefSeq names its product cytochrome P450 2C19-like. Gene Ontology annotation, biological process: xenobiotic metabolic process. The transcript has 9 exons. The record is from RefSeq and is a predicted model, not a curated record. Gene Ontology annotation, molecular function: oxidoreductase activity, acting on paired donors, with incorporation or reduction of molecular oxygen, reduced flavin or flavoprotein as one donor, and incorporation of one atom of oxygen; iron ion binding; heme binding. Gene Ontology annotation, cellular component: cytoplasm; intracellular membrane-bounded organelle. NCBI's taxonomy places the organism in Eukaryota, Metazoa, Chordata, Mammalia, Diprotodontia, Phalangeridae. Bases 43 to 1527 code for a protein of 494 amino acids.